GGGAUCCCCUGCAGUACUGCAUGGGCUACUGCCGCGUGGGCUCCGCGUGCGACAGGGCCCACGCGCAGUGACCCAACUGCACGGUGCAGUACGUCAGAGGAUCCGUGUCCCGGCCGGCCGGGACGGCGUGCGCAAUGCGCGCGGCAGCUACUAGUAAAUACUCUCCCUGCGCCGCUUUUCGCUGCUGCAGUGCUGGCGACUGGCGUGCUGCGUGCCUGCGGGGAUACUCCGUCUCCUCCACCUCCAGUCCUCCUCCACGAUCCCGCCUCCCCCACCUCUCGCCGGCCGACGACGACGACGAUCCGCCGGCAGCAGCCCGCGCGCCGCAGAUCUCCCGUUCGGUUCCUUGGAGCCGACAAGACGAGGGCAGCAUGAAGCCCACGGCCGGCGCCAGCGGCAAGGGCGGCGCCGUGUAUCCUUCUCUGCCGCGGCUCAAGUGCCAGGAGUGCCGCCGUGCCCUCGUCGUCGUCGGGGUCGAGUCCUACGCCGACAGGCUACCCGCACACGCCGCGCCCGGUAAUCAUGCAUCUUCUGUUCAGGACAGUGUUAUGGGUGCAAGCAAGAUGGACAAUUCUUAUGUUGUGCUAUCGAGGCAGAACAAAGUUCAGGGUCCUAGAAUUCCCCCACGCCCAGGAAGUGCGGUGGCGGCACAUACUGAUCCCAACCAAUCAACAAGAGCGAUAGAGGGGUCAUAUAUAGUGCUACCACCUCCUUCCGCUUCCAUAUACAAGAAAUCUGCCUCUGAAGGAGGUGGUGCGCAGCUCACACCACCAGGUGGAAACUCCAGUAGUCCCUUGUCGGGAAACAAUUCUGGGUUUCACUCUAGUGUAACUGUGCUGAAAAGGGCUUUUGAGGUUGCUAGCUCACAAACUCAGGUUGAACAACCACUUUGUCUGGAAUGUAUGAGGGUUCUUUCUGAUAAGAUGGACAAGGAGAUUGAAGAUUGUAAUGCUGAUAUUAAAUCUUAUGAGGCUUGUCUUCAACGUUUGCAGCAGGAACCCUACAACAUCCUCAGUGAAACAGAUUUUCAAAAGGAGAAACAAAAGAUUGAGGAAGAGGAAAAGAAACUUAAAUGUGCUAUUGAAGAAGCUGAAAAGCAAUAUUCUGAAGUUAGUUCUGAGAUGAAAGAUCUUGAAAUAAAGUCUAAACAAUUUGAGGAAUUGGAAGAGCGGUACUGGCAUGAAUUCAACAGUUUUCAGUUUCAGUUGACAUCUCAUCAGGAAGAAAGAGACGCAGUUUUUGCCAAGAUAGGAGUUUCUCAGGUUCAUUUGGAAAUGUUGAAGCAUACUAAUGUUCUCAAUGAUGCAUUCUAUAUUUCAUGUGAUGAAGUAAUUGCAAGAAUAAAUAACUUUCGCCUCGGACGCCUUCCUAAUGUAGAGGUUGAGUGGGAUGAGAUAAAUGUUGCGUGGGGUCAGGCUGCACUUCUGUUGCAUACCAUGGCCCAUUAUUUCACUCCAAAAUUCCGAUACCGGAUCAAGAUUCACCCUAUGGGAAGCUAUCCAAGAGUCACAGACAUCCACAAUCAUACAUAUGAACUGUUUGGUCCCGUGAAUUUGUUCUGGAGCACCCGAUUUGACAAAGCCAUGACAUGGUUUCUGACUUGCCUGCAAGAGUUCGCUGAGUUUGCCAUAAGUCUGGAUAAGGAGAACAAUGUUCCACCUGAAAAAACACUGAAGCUUCCCCACAAGAUCGAUGGUGACAAAGUAGGGAACCACACGAUCGUCCUAAGUUUCAAUCAGGAUGAAACCUGGACCAAGGCGCUCAAGUACAUGCUGUACGAUCUGAAGUUUGUUCUCUCCUGGUUUAUUGGCAAUACAAGUUUUGCGCCACCUUCGAGAUCACUGCACACCCAAUUUCUGAAGAACAAGAGUUGAUGUUGUUCUCUCUCUCUCUCUCUCUCUCUCUCUCUCUCUCUCUCUCUCUCUCUCUCUCUCUCUCUCUCUCUCUCUCUCUCUAAGGGCAUGUUUGGGAGCAAGAAGGGGAUUUUAGCCCCUUCUCCAAUCCUUUGGCUUAGUAACCAGGUUCCCGGAUCGAUGGGAUCGAGGAACGGGAACGUGGUACGCGGUACGCUACAAAAAGUAGGAUUUAACACUACCGGAACGAGAUUGUUCCCACGUUCCCGGAACGAGGAACGUGGCCAAGUUCCCAGUUCCCGGUUGUUCCCGGAACGAGGAACGUGGCCAAGUUCCCAGUUCCCGGUUACUAAGUCCUUUGGUCCCAAACAUGUCGUGACUGUACAUAGUUUAUAUACUUGACCCUAGCUAGCCGUUGGAUGUAACCGUAGUGACAAUGACGACAUGUUUGAUGUACAUAUGUUUACUGUACUAUCUAAAGCUCAGCGACUCCAUUUUCGCUGCGCUCUUUAAAAACCUCUGCUGCGCUCUUA
Zea mays is the source of this 2386-nucleotide messenger RNA. RefSeq names its product beclin-1-like protein. Gene Ontology annotation, cellular component: phagophore assembly site; phosphatidylinositol 3-kinase complex, class III, type II; phosphatidylinositol 3-kinase complex, class III, type I. The transcript is spliced from 10 exons. Gene Ontology annotation, molecular function: phosphatidylinositol 3-kinase binding; protein-macromolecule adaptor activity. The record is from RefSeq and is a predicted model, not a curated record. NCBI's taxonomy places the organism in Eukaryota, Viridiplantae, Streptophyta, Magnoliopsida, Poales, Poaceae. Gene Ontology annotation, biological process: mitophagy; cellular response to nitrogen starvation; autophagosome assembly. Bases 135 to 1874 code for a protein of 579 amino acids.